Anopheles funestus (African malaria mosquito) is the source of this 3529-nucleotide messenger RNA. Its product is annotated as putative ATP-dependent RNA helicase DHX57. Gene Ontology annotation, cellular component: intracellular anatomical structure. NCBI's taxonomy places the organism in Eukaryota, Metazoa, Arthropoda, Insecta, Diptera, Culicidae. The record is from RefSeq and is a predicted model, not a curated record. Gene Ontology annotation, molecular function: RNA binding. Bases 211 to 3498 code for a protein of 1095 amino acids. The transcript is spliced from 3 exons.
AAAAUUAACGGAAAAAAACUCCUGUUUGAAUGUAAUGUUCAACUAUACACUAUAAACGUCAAUGGCGUUCCUUCGGUGUUGCGUUGCAGAUGAGUGUAUCCUUUGAACGACAACGGAUUUUAGUGUCAGAAAAGCGCGCAUACUAGCGGUGGCUCGUCAUUUCCGGCAAGAUUUUCAUUUCAAGCCGUGAGGAAUUUCCAUCCUGUAGUAAUGGAUCUAGAUGAGCUUAAGGUGCUACGUGCGAUCGUUGAAUACGUGCGUAUCAGUGAGAAUAUACUGGUGCUAAACGUUGUAAGAGAAAUCAAUCCGGAUGUGGUGAAAGUGCUGCAGCAAGGAUUGCCUCGCGACCGGAUGCUUCGCACAAUUUGGAUUGUCCCCUCGGAGAAUGAUAUCGGUAUAACGAUUAUACGCGCUGAAUCUUGUUCCGAUGGUCAGUUCUCGGUGAAGACAGAAGGGCAGCUACGCAAUGUCCUUGUUUGCCUACCGAAUGUUUUUUUCUGCAACGUACGCCCCAAUGCGAAACGCGUUGUUGCCCCGGUUAACUGGAAUUUUUGGUCUAUCGUUAAAAAUACGGCGGAUGAGAUACAUAUACCGCCAGCCUGUGUGUAUGACGCGGUCGACUUAAGGCGACGUGAAAAGUUAUCGGCGAAUUGGUACUUUAGAAACCUUAUGGUACGGUUCAGUGUAACCGAGGCGAAGGUGUUUAUCGUCCACGGUAACGCCGAUAGUGGCAAACGGACGGAAAUCGUUCACUAUUUGCUAGAACUAGCACAACAGGAGCAACAUUCCUGUCGCAUGAUUUACGUAAUGGAGGAAGAGGUCGAAGUGCUCGCCACUGUGGUGCGAAUUUGCGAGGAACGGAACGAACCGAUCGGUAAAACAAUCGGCUACAAGCUGAACAUAAACGGCCAAGUUGGAGAAAUGAACAAUGUGGUGUUCUGCACCACCCAGACACUGAUAUUUUCAAUGUUCAGCAAAAGGUUCAAGACCACACUACGCAAACUAACGCACCUGAUUGUGGACUGUGGAGAUCGGCAUCCGAACGAGAUGAAUUUGUUGCUUUCGUUGGUGAAAAAAAUCUUGCAAAACAACGAUUCAAUAAAUUUGGUGCUGCUGUCCUCGCGAGAUGAUGAAUCAUCAUCGUUCAGUGGGUUGUUCGCUAAUGUGCUAGAAUUGCGUAUACCUUACAGCGAACCGUACAUUAGAAACUUGCCGAAUAAGCCUUUUGGUGUAGAGUACUAUUAUUUGGAAGAUAUUUUAGAGAAAAUCUGCACCCAUCAGGUUAUUCAAUGCAUGAAACAAACACUUCCGACGACGGACAAUGCCCUGAAGCUGAUGGCUGAACUGCAACUAAAGUACGGUCAUUAUAGUUACAAUCGAAAUGUGACGGUUAUUAUGGACAUGCUGAUUGAGCGAUGCUGGUUUGCGGACGAUGCUGAACCAUUCACGGCGGUACUGUUGCCGUUCCUGGAGUACAACAAGCAUAUGGUGGACUAUCAACAUUCGAACACACGUUUGUCCGCUCUCAUGAUCGCCGGUGCAAAAGGGUUCAUCGAUGUGGUAAAAAGCUUGCUGAUUAUGGGCGCUAAUCCGUACAUCGUAGGAAGGAAAUCCUUACAAGCCAUGGAUUGGUGUUGCGCAGGGAGUGAAAAUGUAUGCUGGCAAAUGAUGCAAACAGCACACCAUGCGUACAACAAUCCAGCUUCCAAAAAGUUACUUUUGUGCCAAAUUUACCACAAAGUGUGCAAUCCUUUCAUCGUCGACCAGGGACUGGUUGGGGAGAUUGUAGAACACAUCUGCAAAAAUUACUUACCGGGUAAUGUACUCGUGAUGUUGCCGGAUUUUUGUGACGUCCUCGAGUGUUACGACUUACUCCGGGCCAGUGAUAUCAGAAAAGAAAAGAAAAGAGUACAUUUUGUGGUCUGCAAUCAAUGGCUCACCGAGGAAGAGUUAAAGGACAACAUACUGUCGUCGACCCGCGAUUGUUCGGAGCUGUACGUUGUGAUCCUGGUAGCGGAACCAUUGUUGGAGCUAGUAUUGUCGCUCUCGUGCAUUGAUUAUGUGGUGGACACGGGAUUAGCGGUGCACCGUUCGGGUGACUACGCUAAGGGCAUAUGCAUUGAUCGAUCGUGCUUGGCAACGGCACAAAGAUCACGUUUGCUGAUGUGGCUUGCACAGCGGAAGUGUUUUAUGCUGUACGCGAAGAACCAUUUGAAUGGUACAAAUUCAAAGCCUCGCACAAGGGCAGCACCCAAUAUGGCACAAUCCGGAGAAGUACUGAAGGCUCUUGUUUGUCGCACCAAGCAUUACGGCACAGCGUUGGAAUACGUUUGUUCCACUUUAUUUUCAACUUGUUCUAAGAGCAUCGAAGGUUCAUUGCAGACGCUUAUGUUAAUCGGAGCGAUAGAAAAGCCGCUAAGCCUACCAACAAACUUGGGUUUGCUGCUUGUGCAGCUAGACGUCGGUGUGCAUCUAGGCAAGGCACUACUCUAUUCGAUUUUGUUUCGAUGUCUCGAUCCCAUGUUAACGAUUGUGGCCGCCUUGAAGGUAGGCGAUCCAUUUAUCGAACCGUUGGAUAUGGAUGGAGAGAUGGAAAUUAUGCACUUUAAACAUUCGCUCCACAGCCGCACCUACAGCGAUUAUAUGGUACUGUUGCGGUUGUACCAACAGUGGAGUCAAUACAAGACCAAACAAACAGAUCAAAAACCGUUGCCAAGCUAUCACCUCAAAACGGGAGUAAUGGAGGCAAUUUCUAAUACACGCGUGGAGCUAAUGUCGUUGCUACGCCUGCACGGGAUUGUAAAAUGUGGCUAUGGACACAACACCGAGCAGCUGAACCUUAAUGCCGACAGUUUUCCCAUGGUAAAAGGUUGCCUGGCGGCCGGUUUCUAUCCCCAGGUGGCCUUAGCAGACUAUAACAAAAUGCAACUGGUGGCUAAUUGUGGAACUGUACGUUUUAAAACCCAUCCUUUGUCGGUGGUACAAAUGGAUACGCUACCAACGAAGUGGGUUAUCUACAAUAGAAAGCAAGAUCACAUGCUGAUCGUACCGGAGAACACGAAGAAUGCGGAGGUUCAAAUCAUGGACAAUACACCCAUUUCCGAGGUUAUGUUUCUGUUGAUGUGUGGCAUCGAUAGGAAAGAUAAACUAGACACGGGUAAUCUGCAAGUUCGCGAACAGGCCAACGGGAAGGAAACGGUACAAUUCCUAAUUGAUCAGAAGUACAUGUUCGAGUUGCCGCAAGAGAUGUUCGAUGCGGUUUCGCUCAUUCGUCGCACACUCGGCCAGCUGUUUCGGGACUUUACGCUCAAUCUGCUGCAAACGAUGGAGCGCAAGGAAACGGAGGUGUUGGUGAAUGCCGUUAAGGAAGUACUGAAUGCGGAGGAGUCAAGUGUAUUUCCCACGACCACCAUCGUUGAUACACGUCCGAGGAUAAAGAGCCUGUUGCCGAUGGGUGCAUUUUGGAACUACACAUUUGAUGUACACGCGCGGAAAUGAGAGACAGAAAUGCUGUUAACCAUUUUGGAUG